UUUUAGGAUUAGUUUAAACGAGUUUCACAAUACUGGUACCUACAAGACAUCCUAUUUAUUACUCUAAAAUAGGUUUUCUCUUAUUUUUGGUAUUAAUCAGUUGAAUAGUUAAACAAAAGGGCUUCAAAAACAAUCGCAAUACGAUACGUUGCUAGAACACGUUCGUAAACGCAAUGUCGGUUGUGAAAUUUUCCAGUUGUUUUUUCAUAUUUUUUGAGACUUAACAUUAAAACUAAUAAAAUUCAAGAAAAAUUGUAAAUAAUAGUGAUAAAUUAUUUGCUAAAUCUAAAGAAACUGACAGAUAAGCCACGAUGCAGAUAUUCGUGAAGACCCUGACGGGUAAAACUAUUACCCUUGAAGUAGAAGCUUCAGAUACUAUCGAAAAUGUAAAAGCAAAAAUCCAAGACAAAGAAGGAAUACCACCAGAUCAGCAACGUCUUAUUUUCGCUGGAAAGCAAUUAGAAGAUGGUCGUACCCUCUCUGAUUACAAUAUCCAGAAAGAAUCCACUUUACAUCUUGUGCUUAGACUUCGAGGAGGUGUCAUUGAGCCCACACUUCGUAUUCUUGCACAGAAAUAUAAUUGUGACAAGAUGAUUUGCAGGAAAUGUUACGCGCGUUUACAUCCACGUGCAACCAACUGCCGUAAGAAGAAAUGUGGACACACAAAUAACAUUCGUCCAAAAAAGAAGUUGAAGUAGAUUAUAAAUUCCAUUUAUGCUUGCAUGUUUUGCAAGUUAAUGUAUUUCUUAAAAAAGUUUUAAUAAACGAAACACGAAUAUAAAAAUA
Nomia melanderi (Alkali bee) is the source of this 786-nucleotide messenger RNA. It is a transcript of the gene RpL40, whose product is annotated as ribosomal protein L40. Gene Ontology annotation, biological process: translation. The record is from RefSeq and is a predicted model, not a curated record. Gene Ontology annotation, cellular component: ribosome. NCBI's taxonomy places the organism in Eukaryota, Metazoa, Arthropoda, Insecta, Hymenoptera, Halictidae. Gene Ontology annotation, molecular function: structural constituent of ribosome; protein binding.